AUGCCAUUCAAUACAUUCACACACCCAGACAAAUUUGAAAUAAUAUGUGUAUCUAUGCCUGGAUCUAGUGCAGAGGCAACCUCGCGCUAG
Molecule: messenger RNA, 90 nt
Organism: Penicillium digitatum Pd1
Lineage: Eukaryota; Fungi; Ascomycota; Eurotiomycetes; Eurotiales; Aspergillaceae
Source: RefSeq, a predicted model, not a curated record